Messenger RNA from Malania oleifera, 1176 nucleotides. RefSeq lists its product as uncharacterized. The record is from RefSeq and is a predicted model, not a curated record. NCBI's taxonomy places the organism in Eukaryota, Viridiplantae, Streptophyta, Magnoliopsida, Santalales, Ximeniaceae. The coding region runs from base 1 to 417 and encodes 138 amino acids. The transcript is spliced from 3 exons.
AUGCUAAAACACAGCAAGGGGCAGGGGUUUUCAUCUUCGGGUCUUGGUAGCUUCAAAGAAAAAAAGGGCAGCGUAGGAGAUCUUCCCUUUCCAGCCGCGAGUCUUCACCAACGCAAGAGACACCUGCAGCAAGUCUCUUGCAGAGCCGCAGCGAGAGUCUUCUUCACCCGAGCGCAGGAGGGUUUCCGUUCCACAGUUGCGAGGGCACUUGCAGCCGAGGGUUCUUCAGCUGCGCGGGAGAGUGAAGCCGCACGAGAGAAGGAGACGGUAGCGGAGGUUCGGCAUUGGGGGGAUCUCCAACCUCCAGCGGAGGUACGCGCAAGGGUAAGACAAGGAACUGCCAUAGGAGAUGCUAAGGAGGUGCAAGGAUCACAAGCUUGCCAAGGUGGAGAAUUGUUGGAGUGUCAAGCCUGUUGAAGAAUCCAGGCCGUCCAUUUCUUUUCUCGGAUCCAAUGGCUGGUGUUAUUUCUUUUGUUAUAAAGGGCAGUGAUGUAAUUUACAUGAAAUGAAUUGUAAAUAAUAAAAGAAAACACAGCAGGGGGUGGGGGUUCUUCAUCUUCGGGUCUUGGCAGCUUUAAAGAAAAAAAGGGCAGCGUAGGAGAUCUUCCUUUUCCAGCCGCGAGUCUUCACCAACAUGAGAGACGCCUGCAGGAAGCCUCUUGCAGAGCCACAGCGAGAGUCUUCUUCACCCAAGCGCAGGAGGGUUUCCGUUCUACAACUGCGCGUCUUCACCAACUGCGAGGGCGCCUGCAGCCGUGGGUUCUUUAGCCACACGGGAGAGUGAAGCCGCACGAGAGAAGGAGACGACAGCGGAGGUUCGGCAUUGGGGGGAUCUCCAACCUCCAGCGGAGGCACGCACAAGGUGAGGAUGGUAAGCUCAGAUUUGGUUUCUUGCGGAGGAUUUCUUGUAGGAAAAUCAUAUAGGAAUAUAGGGAGAAAUCUAGGGUUCUUAGCAGGUGCGAAGAGGGGGUUUCUUAGAUUAUUCUUGGGUUGAUUUCCAAAGGAGAUCGGAAAGACAAGAAAGGGUAAAUCUGUGUGUACUUGUAUUUAUUUUCGCCGAUUUAAUAUAGUGUCUUUGGAGGUGAGUUUCUGCCGUGGAUGUAGGCCAAUUUUUAAGUCGAACCAUGUAAAUUUGUUCUUGUGAUUGUGUGAUUGACAUGUUUAUGUUUUGCUGAA